AUGAUGAUCGACAAAGCUGUCAUCGUUGCUACUUCUUCUAAUCAUGCUGAGAUAAUAGCAAUCUAUGAAGCUAGUAGAGAAUGCAUAUGGCUGAGAUCAGUAGUACAUUCCAUCAAAGAGAGAUACUUGAAGCUUGAUAUCAAGGUACCUACAGUCAUAUUCAAAGACAAUGCAGCAUGCAUAGCUCAACUAAAAAUAGGCUUUAUAAAUGGAGAUAGAACGAAGCACAUUUCGUCAAAGUUAUUCUUCCCGCACGAUCUUCAGAAGAAUAGUGAUAAUGAUGUGCAGCAGAUCCGUUCUUGUGACAAUCCAACAAAUUUGUUCACCCAAUCUUUACCAACUUCAACCUUUGAGAAGAUGGUACAUAAUAUUGGAAUGCUAAGACUGAAUAAGUUGAAUUGA
Molecule: messenger RNA, 402 nt
Organism: Capsicum annuum
Lineage: Eukaryota; Viridiplantae; Streptophyta; Magnoliopsida; Solanales; Solanaceae
Exons: 1
Coding region: 1-402 (133 amino acids)
Source: RefSeq, a predicted model, not a curated record